CUGACUGAAGAAAAAGCCCAGCAUGUUACAAGGAAAUAGAAACAUUCCCUCCGAUGUUCCAUUCUGCUUUUCAAAGAUUCCCUUUGUUGGGAAUAUGUUUCUUCGCCUGUUUCUUGGCAUGCUGUGUAAGAGCAGACACAGGGGGAAAAUGCACAGAAUUUACGGAUCUUAAUUUACCCGAUGCUCUAAUAGGCACAGAUCUCAAACUGCAACUUCUUCUGUACACAAGGAAAAACAAAAACUGUUCGGAGAAUCUCAGUGGACAAAACUUAACUUCUGUGUAUCUAAAUGUGACCAAGAAAAUUAUUUUUGUUAUUCAUGGAUACAGACCUACAGGUUCUCCACCAAUAUGGAUUAAUGAGAUUAAAAAUAGUCUGCUUGCAAAAGAAGACAUAAAUAUUAUAAUAGUGGAUUGGAAUCGGGGCGCCACAACUUUGAUUUAUCCUACUGCUGUUUCCAAUACCAGGAAAGUGGCAGAAAUGUUGAAGAACCUUAUUGAUGAAAUGUUGGAAAAUGGAGCCUCCCUUGAUUCUAUUUACAUGAUUGGAGUAAGCCUUGGGGCUCAUAUAGCUGGAUUCGUUGGAAAGGCAUACAGUGGAAAAAUUGGCAGAAUAACAGGUCUUGACCCAGCAGGGCCAUCAUUUAGUGGAAAAGAGCCAACUGAGAGAUUGUAUCACACUGAUGCGCAGUUUGUUGAUGUUAUCCAUACAGACAUUGAUGCUUUGGGUUACAGGAAGCCUUUGGGAAAUAUUGACUUCUACCCAAAUGGAGGAACAGAUCAACCAGGAUGUCCACAGACAAUACUUGGAGGAUCUCAGUAUUUCAAAUGUGACCAUCAGAGAUCUGUUUUUUUGUUCAUGUCAUCUUUGGAACAGAAGUGUAACAUAACUGCGUUUCCUUGUGACUCAUAUGUGGGUUAUAGAAAUGGAGAGUGUACAAGCUGUGAAGCUUUUAAACCCCUUCCAUGUCCAGCAUUGGGUUAUUAUGCUGAUAAAUGGAAGAACCAUUUAAUUGAAAAGAACCCCCCUGUGACAAAUGCUUACUUUGACACUUCAGACAAAGAGCCUUUCUGCAUGUAUCAUUACUUUGUGGAUAUCAUUGCCUGGAACAAAAGUAGUAGGAGAGGUUUUAUAAGAAUCCAAAUAGAAGAUAGAGCAGGAAAUAUUAUAGAAUCCAAAAUAAAUAGUGAUGCAGCAGUAUUUCACCAGUAUAGACAAGCCAAGAUCCUUGCUGGAUUUUAUAUGGAUUUUGACAGUAUAUCAAAAAUUACCUUGACAUUUUCUACAAAGAAUGUUGUAGGCCCAAAGUACAAGCUUAGGGUCCUCCAAAUGAGAUUAAGAUCCCUGUCAAAUACAGAAAGGUUUCAACUAUGUAGAUAUGAUUUUAUCCUGCUGGAAAAUAAUGAAACCAGCUUCAGGCCUGUUCCAUGCCAUGAGAUGGAUGUGUGAAACAGUCUCAUGUAAAUGUACCUUCUCUUGUACAUGAAGUUAAAGAUAACAAUGAGAAAUGACAUGAAGAUCAAUAAGGUCCCUUCAGAAAGGUUGAAUUCCAAUUGCUGUUGCCACCUUUGAGGAUCAUAGAAAGACGUCCUACAAGAAAUUCAAUUAUUUAUGAUGUGUGAAAGAUGGGUUUUUA
This is a messenger RNA of Gekko japonicus, 1635 nucleotides long. It is a transcript of the gene LIPI, whose product is annotated as lipase, member I. Gene Ontology annotation, molecular function: lipase activity; carboxylic ester hydrolase activity. NCBI's taxonomy places the organism in Eukaryota, Metazoa, Chordata, Lepidosauria, Squamata, Gekkonidae. The record is from RefSeq and is a predicted model, not a curated record. Gene Ontology annotation, biological process: lipid metabolic process. The transcript has 10 exons. Bases 54 to 1448 code for a protein of 464 amino acids.